This is a messenger RNA of Galeopterus variegatus (Sunda flying lemur), 1610 nucleotides long. RefSeq names its product PIN2/TERF1 interacting, telomerase inhibitor 1 (gene PINX1). The transcript has 7 exons. The coding region runs from base 300 to 1208 and encodes 302 amino acids. Gene Ontology annotation, molecular function: nucleic acid binding; telomerase inhibitor activity. NCBI's taxonomy places the organism in Eukaryota, Metazoa, Chordata, Mammalia, Dermoptera, Cynocephalidae. Gene Ontology annotation, biological process: regulation of ribosome biogenesis. The record is from RefSeq and is a predicted model, not a curated record. Gene Ontology annotation, cellular component: nucleolus.
CCUGUCGCCCAGGCAGCUGGCCUCCGGGAGGCAGUCGCGCUUGGUCGUGAAGAGCCAGCGCUUGACUUUCUGGGUCGUGUCGUCGAGCAGUGGGCAGAAGCGAGUUAGUCAACAGACCGGCAGCAGCCGCACGGGAAUCCUGUCACCUAGGGAGCCUCUAAGGACCGGGAGCACGAGAUGAACGGGUCGGAGACCAUCCUGGUUUGACGGGCAAAAACGGAGGUCGGCGGAAGCAGAAGUGGGCUGUGGAUCCAAGAAACACUGCGUGGAGUAAUGAUGAUUCCAAGUUUGGUCAGAGGAUGCUGGAGAAGAUGGGGUGGUCUAAAGGAAAGGGUUUAGGGGCUCAGGAGCAAGGAGCCACAGAGCAUAUUAAAGUUCAAGUUAAAAAUAACCAUCUGGGACUUGGAGCUGCAGUCAGCAAUGAAGACAACUGGAUUGCUCAUCAAGAUGAUUUUAACCAGCUUCUCGCUGCUCUGAGCACCUGCCACGGGCAGGAAACAGCAGACACCUCAGACAACAAGGAAAAGAAAUGUUUUAACCUUGAGGAAAAGUCCAAAAUCUCCAAACAUCGCGUUCAUUAUAAGAAGUUCACAAAAGGGAAGGAUCUGUCAUCUCGGAGCAAAACAGAUCUUGACUGCAUUUUUGGGAAAAGACAGAGUAAGAAGACUCCUGAGGACGAUUCCAGCCCCAGCACUCCGGAUGGGGAUGACACCUCCACCAUGACGACCACCAGUGCCUUCACUAUCCAGGAGUACUUUGCCCAGCAGAUGGCCAAGCUGCAGAACAAGCCACAAGGAACAGCUUCAGGGCCUGAUAUUCCAGAGACCCCAGUGGAAUGGAAAAGGGGAAAGAAAGGAAACAAAGAGGCAACAGAUAAAAAUGUGGAGAAUUACCCCCAACCCAAGGUCAAGCGGCCUAAAAGGAAAAAGCCUGAGGAAGGAGAGGAGAACCGUGAGCCUGCGGCCGGGAAGAGGGGAGCUCCUGCUGAGCAGCAGCUCAGGGCCACCCGUGGGGACGAGAAUGCAGACACUUCUGCUGAGGUCAGUGAGGAUAGUGGGAGGCCACCAGAGGACCAGGAUUUUGCCUCAAAGCUCAAAAAAAGGAGAGAAAAGAAAAAUGUGCGAAAGCCAGUGGUGGUAGCAGUGGACACUUGGCUAGAUGAAUCACCAGUGAGAAAGAAGAAGAAAAAGAAGAAAGGUUCCAAGUGAACCCUCUCGAGCCAGGGCUCCCCACCAUUCAGCUGCCGGUCGCUGCCAGGGCAACCCCCUUGGCCCAGAGUCAGCGAGGAGUCAGCCCCGAUGGUCUGGGCACAUCUGUUAACAUGCCCAUGAUUGCUGAGUCUCGCCCUCUCACCAUGUUUCCCAAAUCAUAUUUCCAGAAGAACUGUUUUUAGUGUUUCAAAUUGUAGCUCUUAUAAACAGAUAAAUUUCUGUGUAAACUCUGAGCCCAUCACCACGAGUGUUUAUUUGUACCCAUCUGAAACAGCUGGUCAUGUGUGCCUGUGCCGUGUGCGGGGACACCUUGCUCUGCCUUUGCCCUGGGUCUCCUUCAGUAAUAGCGAGUUGCUCUCUUUCUGAAGGACUCGGUCUAAUUAAAGGAUUAAGAGGCAA